This is a messenger RNA of Myiozetetes cayanensis, 5337 nucleotides long. RefSeq names its product solute carrier family 6 member 6 (gene SLC6A6). The transcript has 17 exons. Gene Ontology annotation, molecular function: taurine:sodium symporter activity. The coding region runs from base 256 to 2241 and encodes 661 amino acids. Gene Ontology annotation, biological process: neurotransmitter transport; taurine transmembrane transport; sodium ion transmembrane transport. Gene Ontology annotation, cellular component: plasma membrane. The record is from RefSeq and is a predicted model, not a curated record. Lineage: Eukaryota; Metazoa; Chordata; Aves; Passeriformes; Tyrannidae.
GCCGUGCCGGUGUUUUUCCACUCAGCAGGAUGGGUGAUGCUCAAAGCUCCCUCAUUAGACAACAGACACGAGAGGUCAGGAAGAAAGCGCUUAUAAAUUACCGUUUCCUCCAGCUCGGCGCUGCUAGUCGCGCCGCACCGCUCCGCCGGACGCGCCGCACCGCCGCAGGGGCGCAGCGGCGCGCAGGCACCGCGGCCAGCGGACGCAGGAAGAGAAAAUACAUUCAGGAGAGACUCUACUUCAUUGCCUCAUCCUAUGGAGGAAUCACCACUGCCCAUCUACAUUGAGGAGGGGACAGAAGUCCCGAUUGCCAAAAAGGAGUUGAUUGCUCUUGGCAUCAGUCAGAUCUGGACCCAGAAGACCACAGAAAGCAGAAAUAUGGCAACAAAGGAAAAGCUUCAGUGCUUGAAAGAUUUCCACAAGGACAUCCUCAAACCUUCCCCCGGCAAGAGCCCGGGGACACGGCCUGAGGAUGAGGCAGAAGGGAAGCCGCCCCAGCGGGAGAAGUGGGCGAGCAAGAUUGACUUUCUGCUGUCCGUGGCAGGUGGAUUUAUUGGUUUAGGCAAUGUCUGGCGGUUUCCGUAUCUCUGCUACAAAAAUGGCGGAGGUGCAUUUCUUAUACCCUAUUUCAUUUUCCUGUUUGGGGGAGGUCUUCCCGUGUUUUUCCUGGAGGUGGUGCUAGGACAGUAUACCUCUGAAGGUGGAAUUACAUGCUGGGAAAAGAUCUGCCCUAUUUUCACUGGAAUUGGUUAUGCUUCCAUAGUGAUUGUGUCCCUUCUGAACGUGUACUACAUUGUGAUCCUGGCCUGGGGACUCUACUACCUGUUCCAGUCGUUCCAGAGCGUCCUGCCGUGGGCCCACUGCCACCAGAAGUGGAACACGCCGACCUGCGUGGAAGACACUCUCAGGAAGAACAAAACACUUUGGAUAUCACUGAAUGCCACUAACUUCACCUCUCCUGUCACAGAGUUCUGGGAGCGCAAUGUACUGAGCUUGUCCUCAGGAAUUGAAGAUAUUGGUAUUAUCAAGUGGGAUCUAGCACUGUGUCUCCUCCUCGUCUGGGUGAUAUGUUUCUUCUGCAUUUGGAAAGGAGUCAAAUCCACUGGGAAAGUAGUGUACAUCACUGCCACCUUCCCGUUCAUCAUGCUCCUUGUUCUACUCAUCCGUGGCGUGACCCUGCCUGGAGCUGCAGAAGGCAUCAAGUUUUAUCUUUACCCUGAUAUCUCACGGUUAGCUGACCCACAGGUCUGGAUAGAUGCAGGGACACAAAUCUUCUUCUCAUAUGCAAUCUGCUUAGGAGCAAUGACUUCCCUGGGGAGCUACAACAAGUACAAAUACAACUGCUAUAGGGACUGUUUGCUGCUGGGAUGCCUGAACAGUGGUACCAGUUUUGUGUCUGGCUUCGCAAUUUUUUCCGUCCUGGGCUUCAUGGCACAAGAGCAAGGGGUGAACAUUGCUGAUGUGGCAGAGUCAGGUCCAGGCCUGGCCUUCAUUGCCUAUCCAAAAGCUGUGUCCAUGAUGCCACUGCCCACCUUUUGGGCAAUCCUUUUUUUUAUUAUGCUUCUGUUGCUUGGACUGGAUAGCCAGUUUGUUGAAGUUGAAGGACAGAUCACGUCAUUAGUUGAUCUGCACCCAUCCUUCCUAAGGAAGGGUUACCGACGGGAAAUCUUCAUCGCUAUAGUGUGUUUCCUUAGCUAUCUUCUGGGACUAACUAUGGUGACUGAGGGUGGCAUGUAUGUUUUUCAACUCUUUGACUACUAUGCAGCUAGUGGUGUAUGCCUUUUGUGGGUUGCAUUCUUUGAAUGUAUUGCUGUAGCCUGGGUUUAUGGCGCUGAUAAUAUUUAUGAUGCCAUUGAGGAUAUGAUUGGAUACAGACCUGGUCCCUGGAUGAAAUGGAGCUGGAUUGUGAUCACACCAGUUCUCUGCGUGGGGUGCUUUAUCUUUUCUUUGGCCAAGUACAAACCACUGACCUACAACAAGGUCUACACAUACCCAGACUGGGCUAUUGGCCUGGGCUGGGUUCUUGCCCUUUCCUCCAUGAUCUGCAUCCCUAUGGUGAUGGUCAUCCGCAUCAUUCAGUCAGAUGGGUCGCUCAUUGAGAGGAUAAAGGCGGUGGCUGCCCCCAAGGAAGUGAACCGGUGGUCCAAAGAAACGGAGAGCGGCACCCCCUUCUGCCCCAAUGGAACUUCGAAUGGCGGAUUGAUCAAGCCAACUCAUAUCAUUGUGGAAACCAUGAUGUGAGCUCUCUCUGUGAGAGGAUAAACCUGCUUUAACUGCCGUUUACUAACCAUAGAUUCUCAUAGGACCAGGUUUACAGAGCUUUAUAUUUGCACUAGGAUUUAUUUUUAUUUCUCACAGAGAAAGUUAUUUUUUGUGUGUGUGUUUUUUUUGGUUUUUUUUUUUUUAAUAUUUUGUAAGGUAAUCACAGCAGACGUCUCUCUGUAGAGGGAGAGCUUUCAUAUCAGACUAGACAUAUUACAGGAAUUUACUAGUAUUGGGUUUUUUUAAAUAUAUAUAUCUUUAUCUCUAAAUAUUAUACACCUUACCACUUGAAUUGAUUGUCUUACCAGCAAUACAUUCAAGUCUCAGAAAGCAAUUUUAGGUGCUGGUAUGGUUGGGAGCAGGGUAACCUACAGAACACACAAAAGGAGCUCUGUCGAGAGAUACAAUUUGUAAAAAAAUGCUGUUUCAAGAGAAUUUUCAAAGGUGUAGUAUUUCCACCCUCUGGUUCAAUUGUGGUAAACGACAGGCAUCAGGGUCACUUUAGGGAGUGGGUUUUGUUUAGCAAGUCCCUGAAUAAGGGUAUGGCCAAACAGCUGGAGCAGAGUUUGCAAGGGAAGCUGAGUGUGAAAGGCUUUGUGGCCAUCCCUCCCAGGGAUGGCGCUGGGACCUUGUCACACUGAUGGGGGAGGACUCGAGGAAGGCAUUUGCAGGAUUUGGCAUGGUUUUCAGGGGUUUUUUGUUAUUUUUUAGAACUUUAGGGUUUUUUUACCUGAGUGAAAUGCCUGCUGUUUGUGCGUGGGCAGGGAGGUUGAGUACCUACCUGCUCCUGAGUUUUCCAGCAAAGCAUAUUUUGAUGCAGUGACACUGGUGUAAACUUGAAUUCUGCAAACUGGGAUGGCAGCCUGUCCCCGCCGCAGUGGGGUGAGCACUGAGGAGCCAAGAGGGGAAAAGCAGUGCCUGCCUCAGGGUGCUUCAGAUGUUCACUUCCUCAUUUGGAUUUUGGUUUGGGGCAGAAAAAUAAAAGAAUCACUUCUGGACUCUGACCAUUCAGGAGUGAACACAAACCAGGUCAUCCCUGACAGGAGGAACAAAACCACUCACCUGGUGAACCGGUAUUGAUAACAGACACAUUGUUAAUAAUAAUAGUAAUGAUGAUAAUAAUAUCACACAGCAAACAGGUGCUUUUCAUCCAUGUAUCUCAAAAAUGUUUUUCCAAGUUUGGUAACCAGGAUUUGCUUUAUUUAUGUAUUUUUGGUGGGGACGGGGUGUGUUGGUCAUUGCUGUUGGAGGAACAGACAAGAGAACUCUGUAAGUCCCUUGUCACAUGUUACUAAAUAGCAGUAGUGGACCUAGAGCCCCUGGUCUCCUUGCUCAUCAUUGGGUUAAACCACAGUUUGAUUUGAUUUGGUUUGGUUUUCUGGGGGGAAAGGAGGUUUGAAGGCAUAUUUAUGAAUCUCAUAUGCUGAAGAAAGAGGGCUUUUUGGAAUUUAAAUUAAAGGGAACAUGUAACACUGAAAUAUUUUGUACUGAUCAGUAGGAAUUGGGUACCGUUCCAGGUGAGACUUGGGAGGAAAGAGAAACCACUACAAGGAGUGUAGGAAUGGGGAGGUCCACUUCGUGUGGUCCAGGUGAAUGUUUCCAUGGGGAAUUGAAUCCCUGAAGACUGUCCAAAAGCUGGACAAAAGCCUUUUUCUUUUUUCUUUUUUUUUUUUUUUAAACUUGAGCAGGUUGUGCUGGGAACAGGUUCUCUGGCAAAACUUGGCCUUUUCUUGUGGGCAUUGUAUUAGAGGAAGAAAGUUUUUUCUUGUGUACCACAGUUAGGCUAUCCAAAGGUAUUUAGAAGAAAUGCUUGAUAAAAGCAGAGUUUGCUUUUUCUGCUAUCAGCUUAGUCUGUCAGGGCAGAGUUUGUCAUUUAUCUAAACAGGAACAUAACCAGUUCUUAACAUUCCUACACAGUAGUUUUAUUUUAGUUUUUCUUGUCCCAUGGGCUAAGUGGCCACAGCAGCACAAACACUUGUUAACUUGUUGGUUUUCCUGUAACUGAAAAUGGGUGAUCUAAAACUAAGAGAUGGACCAAAAUAAUUAUUAAAGAAAGAAAAAAGUGGCUGCAUCUAUAACUUUCAAAAUCUUUCUAGUUGGAAUUUGUAGAUAUUUUUACAUCAGAUAGCUGAGUUGCAGCAACAAAACCAGCCACAGUAGAGUUACUUUUGUUUUCUUUUUCUGGUUGCUGUAUUAUGAGAGCUCUAAAUGAAACUUUUCCAAAGCUGCAGAUGGCAAACAUCUAAUGACACCUGCUAAGCAAGUGACAACAGCCAUCAAAGGUCACAGGAGGAAUUCUGAGAGUCACAGGGUGUCAUCAAAUGUGCCCAAAAUAAAGAAACAUGCAUACAGCUUUUUUUUUUUUUAAUAGCCUGUAACAAUCAAAGGCAAGGAAGCAUAAUCAAAGAUAACUCUCUUAGUGGGCUUCAUCUUGGACUCUCAUUUUUGAGUUACAAUUAGUGUCUGCAGCAAACAGGCACAGGUGACGAGGGAGUAGCAGGUUAGGGGGGGUCUAAAUGAAUGGUUUUUGUGAGUGCAGAUGAAACACUGAUGUUUGAUUUAUUUCUUUUUAUAUAUAUAUAUAUAUACACAUGCAUUGUCGUGCAACUGUGUUUGAGAUUUUAUAGUUUGCACAUCACUUUUGUGCUGUAGAGGUGAGACAAGCUUUAGUUAGGGGAAAAAAUGGUUUGACUACAUCAAAGAUGUCUCCAGCAAGUCAGCUGGGUAUUUAAACAUCUCCCAUGUUGGGAAGAGUGUCUUUGUGUGAAGAACCAGAGGGUUAAUACUACACCUUUAAAUAUACAACUACUAGAGAACUAGAACCCAGCCUCAUUUCGAUACAAACUGUGCCAUUCAAAUCAGUCGCUUCCAUGUUCCAAGUGAAAAUGUCUCGCAGAUAUGCAACAACCUCAUUGGAACAUUCUCUGUGUCAGCUUCUCUGGCCCUGCUGUGCUCCUUAGCACAACUGCAAGGGAGGUCUGGGACUCACCAAGAGCCAAGAAAUUAUUGUUUCUGGAAAACAGUUCCACUCUCCCCUCCCUCUUCCUUGAAAAAAACAGAAACAAAAAACAAAAA